AUAGCAGGCGCUCGUAGUUACAGAGUGAGGGCGGGGCAAGCAGCUGCCCAUGCUAAGGCUGGAGACGAGUGAAGAGCUGGGGCUGCGGGUGAGACAUCUGCCGGUGACACCCGCAGCUCCUCCCUCUUCCUUCCUUUCUUCUCCUUUCCUCUGCCCUCCCUGACUUGCCUCCUUCCCUCCUUCUGACCCUCCCAUAUCCUCCUCCAUCCCUGGGAGUAGAGGAGGAUCCUGUCUGUACUCACGUAUGCCUCCUCCCAGGGGUGUGCCAAGCACCCAGAAAUCCCCUGCUCUCAGCCAACUCUUCAGGCCCCGGGAACCAGCCCCGUCCAGGCUGCGUGUGGCCCAGAAGGUGUGCUCCCUGCUGAUCUGCCAGGAGGCAGUGGUGGCCGAGGCUCAUCGUGCGGAUUUUGACUUUCCAGCUCUACCAUGUCUCCAGUGCCCACGAGUCAAUGCCAGUGGGGUUUGCGAGACUGGGGAAAGUGUCUGCGAGACUCAAGGCAGCCAGCGGUGCUUCCUGAGGAAGGUCUACGAAGAUGACACCCUUUCAUAUGGAUACCAAGGUUGUAGCAGUGUGUGUUUCCCUUUGAUGCUCUUUAAUCCGGCUGUUACUUUGGAGGAGAGAUGUUGUAAUGACUCACCUUUCUGCAACAAGUUCUAAAGACGGGGCCCAGCUUUGCCCUGAGCUGGUGGAUAAAGCUGACUCAACGUACCUUUCAACUCUCAUGAGCUUUAAGACGACGUGCACUGAAUACGGGGAGAAAUCGCAAACUAGGUCUGUGUCAGGCCCAGCCACCUUUUCUCUUCCUUGUUAUGAGAUGCCACGGGGAUAUUUUAAAAUCAAACCGGGGUGAAGAGUGGUGGGCAUAGGUGGGUCCAGGCGUGCCUUCUUCCUUUCGAGGACCACACUGAUUUGCACUUUAAAAAGGCAAGGUCUGGGGUUUGUGAUUCUGCGUGGUUCUGGAGGCAGCCAGCUGAAGGAAGAGGGAGAGUCCUGAGAUGCUGAAAAGGAUAGGAAAUGAGGUGGCCAUAAAUGAUGCAUUAGUUGGUGUAGGUGGGCUGCUGUGACAAAAAUCUCUGAAAUGGCGGUGUCCUAAAACAAUAAAAAAUGAAUGCUCACCCAUGGCACAGUUCAACGAGGUGGUGGUGAUUAUUUAGGGAUCCCAGCUCCUUUCAAGUUUUUAUGCUACUGUCUUUAACAUAGUCUCCAAGGUCUCUACGGAAAGGUAGAUGAACAUGGAGAUUCAUAGGGCCGGAGCUCAAAGCGUUGUACACAAUUUCUCCCACACUCUGCUGUCCCUUGACUCCAAACAAAUUGCAAGAAAUGUGAUCUUGCAAUCUCAUGUGCCCAAAAGAAGAUCCGGAUGGUCUGAUGAACUCAGUGGAUGGAGUCCGGUUCCGUCCCCUGAGCCCCACCCUGCCCCCCACU
Molecule: messenger RNA, 1426 nt
Organism: Acinonyx jubatus (cheetah)
Lineage: Eukaryota; Metazoa; Chordata; Mammalia; Carnivora; Felidae
Product: secreted protein of Ly-6 domain 1-like
Exons: 2
Coding region: 245-658 (137 amino acids)
Source: RefSeq, a predicted model, not a curated record